Molecule: messenger RNA, 1521 nt
Organism: Plasmodium knowlesi strain H
Lineage: Eukaryota; Apicomplexa; Aconoidasida; Haemosporida; Plasmodiidae
Product: 26S proteasome regulatory subunit RPN3, putative
Exons: 2
Coding region: 1-1521 (506 amino acids)
Biological process (GO): ubiquitin-dependent protein catabolic process; regulation of protein catabolic process
Cellular component (GO): proteasome complex; proteasome regulatory particle, lid subcomplex
Molecular function (GO): enzyme regulator activity
Source: RefSeq, a predicted model, not a curated record
AUGAAAGAGAAGCACAAGAAGGUCGAGUACGCGGAGAAGGAGGCGGAGGCCCCAGCCGACGGCACAACGGACACUACACCCAAAGAUGUAAGCAGUGUGUUUGUGAAUAACCUCCUAACGAGCAUUAACAACAUAAAUAAUGCAAUAGUUUACAAGGACAAUCGGUACAUUUUGCGAAUGCUCAAAUAUAUAAAAUGCAUGCGGCUGAGCAUAAAAAACGAGAGCAGUACGCUCAUGCCAAUAAUGACCAAUCUCAUUAGUAAGACAUUUAAGGAGGGUUACCCAAUCUAUGAAAUAUUAUUCAAGUACAUAAAUGAAUUCAAAGAAUUGCCAAAGGAAGUCCCCGAAUUUUCAAAUAUAAACGACAAAACAUAUACACAUGCAGCUCCAGAGAUAGAAGUGUUCUUUUACAUAAUGAUAUUGUUGUACCUCUUGGAUAAAAAAUGUUACAACGAAGCAAUGGAUCUUUCCACCGUCAUUGUUAACCGAAUUACAAAAUUGAACAGAAGAUCACUAGAUUGUAUUAAUGCAAAGGUGUACUUUUAUUUCUCAUGGGUUCAUGAAUUAGGUGGAAAACUCUCCCAUGUCAGGCAAAAACUUCUCUACAUAUAUCGCAAUGCAUGUCUCCAUAGAGAUAUAAUGACUCAAACAGUUGUAUUAAAUUUAAUACUAAGGGAUUAUAUAAAACAUAAUUUAUACGACUUAGCUGUAAAAUUUGUUAGUAAGACAUCUUUUCCAGAAAACUCCUCUUCAAAUGCGCAACAUGCAAGGUACCUCUACUACAUAGGAAAGAUUCUAGCCAUACAGUUAGACUACAGUGAGGCACAUAGCAAAAUUACACAGGCUAUUAGGAAGGCUCCCCAGAAUAACCAAAGUGCUAAAGGGUUCAAGUUAGAAGCAACCAAAAUGGAAAUUAUUGUUGAAUUACUUAUGGGAGAUAUACCGGACCGAUCCCUUUUUAGCAACAAAAUUAUGAGGAACAAGCUGAUCCCCUAUAAGCACGUCGUGACGGCUGUGCGAAAUGGAGAUAUAAAUAAAUUUUCCAAAGUGAUGAAUGAUUACAAUCAACUGUUCAUGCGUGAUGGAGUGUACCUGCUGAUAAAGCGCAUUCACCACAAUGUGAUUAAGACGGCCCUGCGUAUCAUCAACCUAUCCUAUUCCCGAAUUUCGAUCAGCGACAUCGGGAAGAAGAUCGGCGUGGAGUCCCCUCUGGAUAUCGUGGGCAUAACGGCCAAGGCCAUCCACGACGGAGUCAUUGAAGCCACCAUAGACUACGACAACCAGUACGUGGAAUCAAAAUCCAACAGCGAUGUCUACGUAACAAGUGAUCCCAUGAAGACCUUCCACAAGAGAAUAGCUUUCUGCUUGCAGCUUUAUUCAGACGCUGUUAAGGCAAUGCAAUAUCCAGAUGAAAAUGAAAAAAAGGAAAAUGAGGAGGCCAAAGAAAGGAAAAUCAGACAACAGGAGGAGUUGGCGCAGGCAGAGGAGGGAGAUCUCGGAGAUGACAAUGACUUGUUGUGA